Molecule: messenger RNA, 1239 nt
Organism: Diutina rugosa
Lineage: Eukaryota; Fungi; Ascomycota; Pichiomycetes; Serinales; Debaryomycetaceae
Exons: 1
Coding region: 1-1239 (412 amino acids)
Biological process (GO): membrane organization; endoplasmic reticulum tubular network organization
Cellular component (GO): endoplasmic reticulum
Source: RefSeq, a predicted model, not a curated record
AUGAGUGAGUCCAGCCCCCAGCUCCCAGGGGACGUUGAAACCAAGAACCAGUCGACGAAAGUCGACAACGUCAAGCCGCCGGAACAAUUCAAACCGGAGGAAUUGCACCCGGCACCCGAGCUUUUCGACGGAGAGCAGCUCUGCGAAUGGUCCAACGAUACCGUGCCCCCGAAAGACCGCAAGGUCAAAUUGAUCCGCCGCGUCCAGACCAACACCGAGUUGGCCCACAAGGUGUGGCUUGGCGGGUGGGCGUUGUGUGUGGUGGCAGGCACGAUCUCGACCCUCUGGUGGUUGUUGCGGUUCAAGAAUAAGUGGUACAUCAACUCGUUGAUCUACCGAUUGGCGUGGGUGGGGGCCAUUGCCGCGUUGACGGUGACGAUGAUCCGUAAAUUUGGCUUGGCGACGAUGCCGUCGUUGACGAUGAUGGCGACGCAAGUGAACUUCAACUACUUGGUGUUGGCCAACGUGUGGUUGCUCACGUUUAGACUGGUGUUUAAGAUUGUGCCUUACAUCUUGUUGGGGGUAUUACAUUUAGCCGAGGAGUUCAAUGUCGUACCUAUCCUCAAACAAUCGAGUCAGAUUGCCCAGGUGAUCGCGUUUGACGAAUUGUUCCUCAUUGUUUACUUAUUCUUGCGGACGAUUUUGGUACAACAGACCCUGGGGUUCCAGUUGGCCAUCUACCUCGUGUUCUACUGGAUGCGAGUGUUAUUCAACAACGACACUAAAGUCUUGUUUUCCACCCUUAUUAAGAAAGUGGACUGGAAAACGAGAAACAUCAAGAACAAACACUUCCAAAAGUACUGGAAGUCAUUCAAGAAGUUCGUGUACGCUAAGCAAACCAGUGAAAGUUUCUUGUAUAAGGAGGAACUCCAAGAAAAUGAUGAUAUGCCCAGUGAUGACGAUGGUGAUGAUGAUGUCGGCACUGCAACUGGCAGUGGUACCGCCGCUAACGGUACCGCCGUUGAUAACAAGCUCCCGAGCCCCAGUGUGUCCGACACUACCAGUGGAAUUACGACUACCAACACCAACGGCAAUGCGUUGUCAGCUCAGCAAACGGAACGGUCACAAGUGUCGAUGAAAACGGCGCAAACCUCCCACACUAAAGGGUCGCGCCGUCUGGCAGCCAAGGCCUUCUUUAAACAUCUGCACUCGGUGCUGCGUCUGAACCUGGCCAAACUGAACAAACUGAACAAACUGCUGAGUUUGGGUCCCGACGACGUGCUGAUCAAGCGCAAGUAG